Molecule: messenger RNA, 1831 nt
Organism: Loxodonta africana (African savanna elephant)
Lineage: Eukaryota; Metazoa; Chordata; Mammalia; Proboscidea; Elephantidae
Gene: TUBAL3
Product: tubulin alpha like 3
Exons: 4
Biological process (GO): mitotic cell cycle; microtubule cytoskeleton organization
Cellular component (GO): cytoplasm; microtubule
Molecular function (GO): GTP binding; structural constituent of cytoskeleton
Source: RefSeq, a predicted model, not a curated record
AUGCCCGGGAGAUCGAGAGGAGCGGGCACCGUGCCCGACAACUUUUGGAAGGGAGAAAAUUUCCUGUCAGGAGAAUGCCACCAGCGCCGCAGUCACCUAGCGAGGGAGAGCCUUUCCAUUCACAUUGGUCAAGCUGGUGUCCAGAUUGGGGAUGCUCUUUGGGAACUCUAUUGUCUGGAACAUGGAAUCCAGUCAGAUGGUGUCAUCCUUGACAAUAAAAUUGAUCAAUUAGAAAAUGCUAAAAUGGAGCCUACGAAGGCACCUUUCAAUAACUUCUUCUGUGAGACAAGAGCUGGGAAGUAUGUGCCCAGAGUUCUCUUCAUGGACCUGGAACCAACUGUUAUAGAUGAGAUUCGUAUAGGGAAGUACCACUCACUCUUCCACCCAGAAUAACUCAUUAGUGGAAAGGAAGAUGCUGCAAUCAACUACGCCUGAGGCCAUCGCUCUGUGGGGCCAGAGAUCAUUGACCUUGUGCUAGAGAGGAUCCGAAAGCUGGCAGAACAGUGCAGUGGACUUCAAGGAUUUUUGAUUUUCCGAAGCUUCGGAGGAGGCACUGGACCAGGAUUUACAUCUCUCUUAAUGGAGCAACUCUUGAUAGAAUAUAGCAGGAAGACUAAGUUGGAGUUCUCCAUCUACCCAGCCCCCAGGACCUCCACUGCUGUAGUGGAGCCUUACAACUCCGUCCUCACUACCCAUUCCACCACAGAGCACUCAGACUGUGCCUUCAUGGUGGACAAUGAGGCCAUCUAUGACAUAUGCCAUCGUAAGCUUGGUGUCAGAUGCCCUUCUUAUGCCAAUAUUAAUAGGCUGAUGGGUCAGGUGGUGUCUUCCAUUACUGCUUCCUUCAGGUUUAAAGGGUCCUUGAACGUGGACCUAAUUGAAUUCCAGACCAACCUUGUACCUUAUCCGAGAAUACAUUUCCCCAUGACAACCUAUGCUCCCAUCAUCUCUGCUGACAAACCUUACCACGAGCAGUUCUCUGUGCAAGACAUCACUGCUGCUUGCUUUGAGUUCUCCAGCCAGCUGGUCAAGUGUGACCCUCAUCUUGGGAAGUACAUGGCUUGCUGCCUACUAUACAGAGGUGAUGUGGUCUCUAAGGAUAUAAAUUCCGCAAUUGCAGCCAUGAAGUCAAGGAAUUCUGUCCAGUUUGUGGAUUGGUGUCCAACUGGUUUCAAGGUGGGCAUCAACAAUCAGCCACCAACUGUGGUGCCAGGAGGGGACCUGGCCAAAGUCCAGAGGGCUGUCUGCAUGCUGAGCAACACCACGGCGAUUGCAGAGGCCUGGGCCAGCCUGGACCACAAAUUUGACCUCAUGUAUGCCAAGCGGGCAUUUCUGCAUUGGUGCAUUAAAGAAGGCAUGGAAGAAGGAGAGUUCUCAAUGGCCAGGGAAGAUUUGGCAGUCCUGGAGAAGGAUUAUGAGGAAGUGGGGCAAAGUUUUUGAUGCGAGUAUGACUGAUGGAAAUAAAUGUUAAGUUAAAAUAUCAUGCUUUCUUUUCAAGCCGUAUACAUUGUCUUAGUUAUCUAGAGCUGCUGUAACAGAAAUACCACAAGCGAAUGGGUUUAGCAAACAGGAGUAUAUUAUCUCACAGUUUAGGAGGCUAGAAGUCCAAAUUCAGGGUACCACCUCUAGGGGAAAGCUUUCUAUAUCAGUUCUGGAAGAAGGUCGUUGUCAUCAAUCUUCCCCUGGUCUGUGAGUUUUUCAGUGCAGGGACUCCAGGUCCAAAGACAUACUAUUCUCCUGGCUCUUGUUCCUUGGUGGUAUGAGGUCUCAAGUCUUUUAUAUCUCAAAAGAGAUUGACUUAAGACACAACCUAAUUUUGUAGAUUCAGUCC